CACUUCGGUACCCGGCUCGCAGUAGAGCGUCGUUCGUUGUACGGUGCGGUUCGUGACGUUCCGCGAUCCGUCUCUGAUAUCACUUCGUACCGUUCGAUAUGUAUGUAUGUGUGUGACUGUGCACGCGUUUCUUCGUCGCUUCAUCCCAGAUUCAGAAACAGCAGAAUCGUCCAAGAAAGUGUUUUCGUUUUCGCUACGUCUCCGUCACGUCGCGUCACGUCACGUCACGUCACGUCGCGUCACGUCACGUAACGUCACGUCUCCGUUUCGUUGUUUCUUUAUUUUUCUCUAUCUUUUACGUUUUGUUUAUUGGUGAACAAGUGCGAGCAAGAGAUCGGUUUGUGUUUUCCGCGGAGUUCCCUCUUAAUCCGAAACCCCCUCUUCUCGCCCACCCCCACCCACCCCUCCAGUGCCAAACGUGGAUUAAAAGACGUAUCCUCAGGGAAAACGCGGCCGGGGAGCAACCGGACCUCAGCCGGCGAGAGAAUCUCGAUGGUGAACGGUGAGGGAAGACCGCUGGCGUUUCUCCAGGAUCCUGAGAAUGUCCAUAGAAAGAUCGGGCCAGGGAAUGGAUCAUGAAGUGACCGUGUACAAAGGACACAGUGGACACGUGUGAUUCCUCGAGAAGUAUUUAGCCACAAUUAAGAUGUACCCCGCGCCGGCGAGACACCCAGCCGCAGCCGGUGGCGGAGGAAGCGGCGGGGCUGCGGGAGGGCUGAAAUUCACGGUGGCUGACACUUGCGAGAGGAUCAAAGAGGAAUUCAAUUUCAUCCAGCAACAGAACCACUCACUGAAGAUCGAAUGCGAGAAGCUGGCCAGCGAGAAGACCGAGAUACAGAGGCAUUACUUCAUGUACUACGAAAUGUCUUACGGUAUCACGGUGGAGAUGCACAAGCAGACGGAGAUCGCCAAGAGGCUGAACGCGAUAAUCGUCCAGCUACUCCCGUUCCUGGCACAAGAGCAUGGCUUGCAGCAUCAGCAGCAGGUGGCCAAUGCCGUAGAGAGGGCGAAGCAAGUCACGACGUCCGAGCUAAACGCUAUUAUUGGGUGGGAAUCUAUGCGGGGACCUGCGGAUACGAAUGCUGAUUAUACUUGGCACCCGUCUAAUAAGCUGCGGAUGCUAGCGCCGAUUAUGCAACAACAGGGUCUACAGCAGCUACUGCAACAGAUUCACGCGCAGCAGCUGCCCCAUGGCGCGGUGGUCGGCGGUCUUCCGCCGGCCGGGCUGUUGGGGUUCGCAGGUGCGGCCGCGGCGGCCGCAGCCGCGGUGGUGCCGCCUCAUCUCGCCCCGCCCCCUCAUCCCGCGGCCGCUGCUGCGGUCCAGGCACAGGCGCAGGCACUCCUGAAACCGUCUGACCUGCAGCAGCACCGGGCCGCCGCGGAGACGCCCGAGGACCGUAAGCCGAUCGCCCUCACCGACGACAGACUCAGGCGGUCCGUUUCACCGCCCGAGAAAUUCCGCAGCCGCACCCCUGACCUCGAGGGCGAUCCCAAGAGGCGGAAGGAGGAGAAGCUCGGACACGAGAGCGACGGGGAAAAGAGCGAUCAGGACUUGGUGGUGGAUGUCGCGAACGAGGAGGCGUCAUCACCGCACGCGAACGGCGAACACUCAGACCCACGUGAGAACGGCACCAUGGAGAAGCUGAGUGCUCCAGGACACGCGGGACCGACUUCCGGCGCUGGCUCGGCAUCCGUAAAAGACAGGCCGCCCUCGCGGAGCGGAAGCUCCUCCGCUCGUAGCACACCGUCUCUGAAAAGUAAAGAUAUCGACAAGCCGGGUACACCUGUGGCGGCGGCGAGGGGGUCGCGCAGCUGUACGCCAACUAUGGGCGGAAUCCCUGGGCCCUUGGCAUCGCGAGUCUAUCAUCCGCCAUCGUCGCAGCAAACGCCACCGCAGGGCUAUCAGGGUUUGCCGUCCCGCGGCAAUGAGCCACCGCAAUCGUCUUCGCCGUACAGCAACUUACCAUACGCCAGGACUUCCAUGCUCGGUUUCGAUGGUCACGUAAGGAUACCACCGGGUAACGGGAUGAGCAACAUCCCAGGCGGUAAAACAGCAAUCUCGUUCCACGCGAACGGCGAGGGUGAGAUGCAGCCUGUGGCAUUCCCCACGGACGCUCUGAUAGGACCGGGAAUUCCACGUCACGCGCGUCAGAUUAAUACCUUGACUCACGGCGAAGUUGUGUGCGCUGUUACCAUCUCGAAUCCGACCAAGUACGUCUACACCGGCGGCAAAGGGUGCGUGAAAGUCUGGGACAUAGGACACGAGGGCGGUGGCAGUACCAAGCCUGUAUCGCAGUUGGACUGCCUGCAACGCAGCAAUUAUAUUAGAUCGGUGAAGCUGUUGCCGGAUUGUAGAACGCUGAUAGUCGGAGGCGAGGCGAGGCAGCUGAUCAUCUGGGACCUGGCCAGCCCGACGCCGAGGAUCAAGGCGGAGCUGACCUCCUCCGCGCCGGCCUGCUACGCGCUGGCCAUCUCGCCGGACUCGAAAGUCUGCUUCAGCUGCUGCAGCGACGGCAACAUCGCCGUGUGGGAUCUCCACAACGAGAUUUUGAUCCGGCAGUUCCAAGGGCACACGGACGGCGCCUCCUGCAUCGACAUCUCCGCGGAUGGCACGAAGCUCUGGACAGGAGGGCUCGAUAACACCGUGCGUUCCUGGGACCUGAGGGAAGGCAGACAGCUGCAACAGCACGACUUGAAUUCGCAGAUAUUCUCCCUGGGCUAUUGUCCGACCGGAGAAUGGCUCGCGGUCGGUAUGGAGAACUCGAAGGUCGAGGUCCUCCAUGCAUCCAAGUCGGAUAAGUACUGCCUGCUCGUACACGAAUCCUGCGUCCUAUCGCUGCGUUUCGCGUCCUGCGGCAAAUGGUUCGUCUCCACCGGCAAGGACAAUCUGUUGAACGCCUGGCGCACACCCUACGGAGCUUCAAUAUUCCAGUCGAAGGAGUCAUCGUCGGUACUAAGCUGCGACAUCUCCGCCGACGACAAGUAUAUCGUGACCGGGUCCGGUGACAAAAAGGCCACAGUAUACGAAGUGAUUUACUAAGCGCACGCUAUAAAGGACGUUCAUGUUUCUCACCCUUUGCCGGAAUCCGAACUCUAAAGAAAACCCGCGGCUCUCCCCGACCCCCUCGGCUCCUUUUCUCGCGGGAGAACCCGGGAGAAGUGAGACUUUUAGCAGCCUUAGGAACCUAGACUGUUACUACUGUGUAUAUAUUAACGUACGAGGUCUAUACUACGCUAGCGUUUUAAGAGGAAGAGCCGAAGACGAGACGGCGAGAGGAGAGGACGUCGGCGGGAGAGGACGACGGCGAUCAUUCGACGUGGCGCGAACGAGCGGAAGAAAAGAAGAAAACAGCAAAAACGAAAAAAAAAGAAAAAAGAAAGAGAGAGAAGAUCGGAGGAAACGAACGAAGUGAAGUUAUAAGGACUACGAGAGAACCCCGAUGUGUGUGCCAGAGAAGCUGUAUAUGUAUAUUAGAGUUGCGUGUGCGUGGCCCGAUUGUUACCGAAACGACGGUGUGAUUUCCGCGGAGGAGAACGAACUGAUUCUUUGUUUCGUGUGUACACAACGAGAUUACGCGUUCUCGACGGGACACGUGUUACCGGGCGAUAACUUGCAUGCUCGUCAAGUGACCGGGGAAAGCCUUGCAACUGGUGAUGCUAGAUAUGAUUUCGUAUAAAUACCUAAUUGUAAAAUCAACGCACGGCCGGCGCGCGAGGUAGGCGAGAAAUCCUGGCCGAUGAUGGCACGGUUCUGUCCGCGACGACGACGACGACGCCCCACCGAUCUCGCUUACAGCCGGCAAAAAUGAUUCUCUUCGAAACUUUUUCAACUGUUUUGCAACCAUUGUCCCCCCCACCCCUUCUCGCGCGUUGCUGCUAGGCGAUAGCGACCUUACCGCCCGCUGCGCACCCUUUGAACCCUUUUCGAACGGCGAGCGGCCGGAUGCUGACCCGCUCUCGGCGCGGGCUCGUUACAGUUUCCCACGGAUAAUUAGUAAUCUCCGAGGAGAGUCGCGACGACAGAAUAAACUGGAACACGUCGACGUCGUGGUGAACGGAGCUCCGCGACGAUAUUCGGUCUACCCCACCGGGUCCCCCCUCGGCUUCCGUUCAUACGUCGCGAAAGGGUUCGAUCGUUUAAAUGUUUCGCGCGCGCACUCGAUCGCGAAUCGGUACGGCGCGAUCGGGAAACAUUACGGAGGAGUAUAUCGUCGUUGAAAAGACGCGUCGGGCAACGGCUGUUUCUACCUGAACGAGGAAAGUAAAAGACGCAAGACAAAAGCUGCACUACGGGGUGGCGCGCAGUGCUGUGUAUUGUUUGAAACGUAAACUGGCCAUGACCAUUAAUUUUAAAUAUAUCGAUUAAAAGUGAUUGUCUUUUCUAUUCGAGGAUGCGCGGUGAUCUCGUGAUUAAUUCUCUCUGAAUUCUUUACAGUGAAUCGCGUGAUAAGGCGUUAAGGGGUAAGUAAAUCGUUAUUUAUCUAUCAACGAAAAUCCGCUCGAAUCGUUCUUGUCUCUUCUCGAUUAUUUCUGCAAACAGAGAUUCUCUUCUUCGCCAUGCGGUAUCCGAACAGAUAAAUAAUACGGUGCAAAUCUUUUAUGCAGUUUCUCGCUUUUCGUAGAUCGUCGGUUAACAGGAAACAUUAUUAUUAUUAUUGUUAUUAUUCAGUGAUACGAAUUCUUCGGCAAAUGCAUCAAGAUCCGCGGUCUGGUCACAAAGUUCCGUGCUCGGUGUAAUAAUAUCGAACAAAUCCGAAGAAAUCGCGCGAAUCAAAAGCAAGUAAAUUUAUCGUGAAAUUCUCUUCAAAUUCUCUUCUUUCAAUUUUGUUUCAUAGGACGAUGAGAAAGGCGCGGAGGAUGAACGCAAGCCGACGCGGAAAACGUGCGGUUUCUCAAUGUCUCGAAUAAACGCAUCGUUAUCAGACCGCCGAUCUCUAUGCAAGAUUAUAAUUUCUCGAAGAAGUUUGAAGAACGAGGUAGCAGUUACUUGAAUUAAAAUUAAAAUAAAGCAACAGUGUCUUAAAACUCUUCCGAUAUAUAUACUACAUAUAUUUUCUUCGUUGAUGCACAAAACCCGCAGCCUACUCGUUGUACAAUGAUAAAUAAUAGAAGAAAGUGAUUCGUUCGAUUUUGCGGACGAACGAACGGCCCGCGAUUCGGGCGGUGAAACUUAUUAGUGCGAUUAUUGCGCGAAACUUGAGCGGGCCCGUGACUGCAACGACGUAACGAAGUUUCCUCCUAUUCCGUCUGGUUGGGUGAUGCGUUGCAUGAUAGACGCGCGCGGAUAACAUGAAAACGCUGACCACGCCGAAUGCAGGCGAUCUUAAACGCUGCGCCGGUGCGCCGCGCGUGUAUCAUUGAAUUCGAUUAACCCCCCAUAGCUGCUGUGCCACAUCGAGAUUGGCAAAGGAUUUUGAAAUGUUCGCGAGAGAGAACGAUGGCUCGCGCGCGCGAUGGAUGCUUCGAACGUUGAAAGUAGAAGAAAGAUUCACAAGACCCACGCGUUCGUUACCAAAUAGCGUUUAAAAUACAAUCUCCUUGUCAGUGCUCUCUUAUUGUGCUUACGAAACACUUUUUAACCGCGAGACUAAGCGCGGUUUAUCCGAACGUACGUAUUAUUUUUCAAGUGUGGGAACGCGGUUGAAAUCGCUGUUUCCCGGUGAAUAAUUAUUACUUUCGAUGUUCCGUUCACGAUAACAGUUUUCGAAUAGCUUUUUAGGCUUUUCGUCAAGAAAUCGAAACCGAAAUUUGUAAUUGAUUGCUCUACGGUUUUGAACGUUUUAGUAACAGCGAUCCUGUGACGUAAUAACAGCGCUAAAUAUAGUCUGUAUUGUAUAGAAGAAAUGAAGUAAAAAGAGAGAGAGAGACCGGAAACUGUAAGUUAACUUUCGUGUAAACGCAAAAAUAACUGUAAUUAUUUCGCUUUCGGUUUCUUCCGACUACGUAGUUGCAUUUUCUACGACGAAUUGCAACUUAAAAAGAAAAAAUAUGGAACGUUCGAGUCCUAUUGUGAGCAUAGUUGCAACUAUUUUCUUGCGUCAGAUUUUACUAUAAAAAGAAAAACAAAAAACAAGACGUAUUAAGUUGUAUUGCGUACGAAUGAGUGUAAUUAAUGAACAAAACUCCUUGUACAAAAUUCUUAGAUACGGACUUGGAUAGAUGUAAUAUCGAGUAAUGAAUAAAAAGUCUAUGAUUUAUUCGCAAAUGAACAAUCAAUUUUUCCAUUGUAACAACGUCCGUUCGCCAACGAAGGGGAUUCUUGUGUUUAUUUGCUUAUAAGACAUCCUCAAGUGAAGUUUCUUAUUCUUAAAUUGACUGUUAGUUUAGUAUAUGUGUCAACGAUAAUAAAUAAACCACAGGUUCUAUGCAUUUAUGGUUAACGCGGAUGUGUAAGACACAACCAAAUAAAUGAAUUUAAUAUGAACGUAA
Megalopta genalis is the source of this 6429-nucleotide messenger RNA. RefSeq names its product TLE family member transcriptional corepressor groucho (gene gro). Lineage: Eukaryota; Metazoa; Arthropoda; Insecta; Hymenoptera; Halictidae. Gene Ontology annotation, cellular component: nucleus; transcription regulator complex. Gene Ontology annotation, biological process: regulation of DNA-templated transcription; negative regulation of canonical Wnt signaling pathway. The record is from RefSeq and is a predicted model, not a curated record. Gene Ontology annotation, molecular function: transcription corepressor activity; protein binding.